AAAGAUUAUACAUAUAUGAGGGGGGCAAGCAACCUUAAGACCAUAUAUAUAGUUAAAAACAAUGUUUUAAAAGUCGGAUUGAACAUCGAAUCGAAAAGACCAGCUAUUCACGGUGGUGGUCUUGGACUAGCAGCCACAAGGAACGAAACCUGCCCAUUGACGGGGGUGCAGAUACCUUUUGAGACCACCGAUGGUUUGGCCGUGAUGAUUUCAUCUCCGACAAGACUCGCUUACAUUGCCGAGGGUCUUCUUCUGAACAUGGCAUUCACCGCCGUACCUCCCUGCGCCACGACGCCGUCUAAGUGGACGAUCAUCGAGGAAGAUCCUGCAGGAAAGUCUGUGAAAAUUAGUGGUUAUGCCAAGACAGUGGAUGGUAAGUUCAAGAUGAUUAAAUAUCAGAGCCUCUUCUAUAAGCUUAAGUUCUGUCCUUCUUCUGAUGAUCCUUGUGGAAAUCUUGGGCUUUACUACGAUGAAACUGGAAAUAGACGUACAUCUCGUAAUUGUGACCGAUGAGACCCCUCUUGCAGUUGUGUUCAAGAAGGUCUUGUGAGGUAUACAUGGGCAAAGAUUUUAAUUAAGAUGUAUUUUAUGCUGUGAGGAUUAUUGGCUCAUAAUUCCCUACUCAAAGUGUGUAUAGUGUAAAAUAAUUAGAGUUGAAGCUGUGGCUUUCUUUUCUUGUAUUGCGGCUUUCAAUCAAUUACAUGAAUAAUUGCUGUUCCACGUA
Neltuma alba is the source of this 724-nucleotide messenger RNA. Its product is annotated as trypsin inhibitor DE-3-like. The transcript has 2 exons. The coding region runs from base 16 to 513 and encodes 165 amino acids. NCBI's taxonomy places the organism in Eukaryota, Viridiplantae, Streptophyta, Magnoliopsida, Fabales, Fabaceae. Gene Ontology annotation, molecular function: endopeptidase inhibitor activity. The record is from RefSeq and is a predicted model, not a curated record.